AUGGAUACUCACUACUCGAUACGAUUUUAUGAAGAACUAAUGAAUGAUAUUGAAACAAUGGGACGAACAGAAGAAGUUAAGGAUGAAAUAUCUAAACGAUUAUGCCAGGUAAAACAAAGAAAAAAUAUAGAAAUGGGACAAAGAAGAGACAAGGGAAUUGGAAUUUAUCCAUGUAUUCGUAUCGAAAUGCAAUAUGAUAGCUAUGAACGUUUUACCAGUUUGGCAUUCAUUCAUGUACCAGAAAAAGAUUUAAAUAAUAUAUUACAGUCUCAUUUUGUUCGUCCAUUCUCACUCAUCGAACACAAAGAUCAUCAUUUGAAAAUGAAAAGAAUCGUUUCAUCCACCGAUAAACUGACUCGUUUAUCGAUAUCCACUCACAUUCGAAUCGUAUUUGCACCCAUGUGUAACGGUGUUUCAACAAAUAUAAUCAAAUCUUGGUUUGAAUAUUUUGGAACCAUCAGAAAUGUAUCAUCUUAUUUUGAUGAAUCAUUAAUGCGAACAGUAGCCAACAUCAAUUAUGAAAAAUUCGAUUCUGUUAAUAAAAUCAUUACAUCAUCACCACUCGAUCCAUUAUUAAUGGAAAGCGUAUCAAAAAUAGUUAAUGGAAUGGAUGAAAACAAUCCAGCAAUGCAAAAACAACGUGAAAGAGUGAACGAUAUGAUUCGUAAACAAAUACAUUAUCAUUUAACAAAAUAA
This is a messenger RNA of Didymodactylos carnosus, 696 nucleotides long. Lineage: Eukaryota; Metazoa; Rotifera; Eurotatoria; Philodinida; Philodinidae. The record is from the annotation of a GenBank genome assembly.